Amphibalanus amphitrite is the source of this 369-nucleotide messenger RNA. RefSeq names its product protein N-terminal glutamine amidohydrolase-like. The annotation marks the transcript as partial. NCBI's taxonomy places the organism in Eukaryota, Metazoa, Arthropoda, Thecostraca, Balanomorpha, Balanidae. Gene Ontology annotation, molecular function: protein-N-terminal glutamine amidohydrolase activity; protein-N-terminal asparagine amidohydrolase activity. Gene Ontology annotation, cellular component: cytosol; nucleus. The transcript is spliced from 3 exons. The record is from RefSeq and is a predicted model, not a curated record.
GCCUUGACCCGCGCGGGACAUCUCAACUUCACGCAAUGGCAAUGGAGAGUCCGGAGCGGCAGAAGAUCAAAGCAAUUCUUCCUCCUGCAAAGGAAUGCACACACACCUUACACUAUUGUGAGGAGAACGUGUGGCUGCUGUGCCAACACGUGCAGGACAAGUACCCGCAGGAGCUGCCCUACUGCUACGCGGUGUUCAUCUCCAACCAGAACCAGACGGUGCCGCUGUGGAGGCAGCGCGCCGGACGCACAGAGGACCGCGUCGUCAUCUGGGUAGGUCACGACGAUAACAUCACGGGACGGGUCGCCACGGGUCGUCAUCGGGGGAGGUCACGAGACUACACCGACAGCAUCACGGGUCGCCACCUGG